AUGAGCAGCUACAGUUGCCCCGAACACUCAGUUUGCGUCAAUUUACCCGGAACAUACUUCUGUAACUGUACAGAAGGAUUCGCUCCUAAGGGCCUUCCAUUAGAAAAAUGUGCUGAUAUCAACGAAUGCGAAAUGAAUCUUCACAAUUGUGGAGCAAGUCAGAUGUGCCAGAAUACGAUCGGUGGAUUUAAAUGUGUGGAUCGUUGUUCGGAUGGUUACAAAUACGUAGAUGGUGAAUGCGUGGAUAUCGACGAAUGCCGUCAAGAAGGUGUAUGUGAUCGUCGAGCAGAAUGUGUAAAUACACCAGGAGGAUAUGAAUGCAAGUGUGAUGCUGGAUUAACUGGAGAUGGAAAACAUUGCACG
Molecule: messenger RNA, 363 nt
Organism: Strongylus vulgaris
Lineage: Eukaryota; Metazoa; Nematoda; Chromadorea; Rhabditida; Strongylidae
Source: the annotation of a GenBank genome assembly